Phascolarctos cinereus (koala) is the source of this 1059-nucleotide messenger RNA. It is a transcript of the gene MOS, whose product is annotated as MOS proto-oncogene, serine/threonine kinase. Gene Ontology annotation, molecular function: protein serine/threonine kinase activity; ATP binding. The record is from RefSeq and is a predicted model, not a curated record. Lineage: Eukaryota; Metazoa; Chordata; Mammalia; Diprotodontia; Phascolarctidae. Gene Ontology annotation, biological process: protein phosphorylation.
AUGCCUUCACCCGUUCCUCUGACACGUUUCUUUCCCAGAGAGUUUUCUCCCUCGGUGUACUUGCGGCCCUGCAGCAGCCCCCUGGAGCUUCCGGGGAACGGGGGGAAACUCUUUUUAGAGGGCACUCCUUCCCCAAGGGCUCGGCGACUGCCCCAGAGGCUGGCCUGGUGCUCCAUUGACUGGGAGCAGAUACGUUUUCUGCAGAAGCUAGGGACUGGGGGGUUUGGCUCUGUCUAUAAGGGCACCUACCGAGGGCUUACCGUCGCGAUAAAGCAAGUGAAGAAGUGCAGCAAGAACCGGCUAGCUUCCCGACAGAGCUUCUGGGCCGAGCUCAAUGUCGCCAGACUGUGCCAUAAAAAUGUGGUGCGCGUCCUGGCCGCCAGCACUUGCACUCCUGCGGGUUACAACAGCCUGGGGACCAUCAUUAUGGAGUAUGGUGGCCACACGACCCUGCACGACGUCAUCUAUGGGGCUAGCUCCGCACUCGACGACCAGGAGCACAGAAUCGAGGAGCCCUUGGAUCUGGGAAGAUGCCUCCAGUAUUCCCUCGAUGUGGUCAAUGGCCUUCUUUUCCUCCACUCUCAAGGCGUCGUCCACUUGGAUCUCAAGCCGGCCAACAUCUUGAUCGGGGAGCAAGAGGUCUGCAAAAUUGGGGACUUUGGGUGUUCUCAAAGGAUAGAAGAUCUGCUGAGCUUGAGCGCCCACCAUUGCCACUUGGGCGGUACAUACACACAUCGGGCGCCAGAGAUUCUCAAAGGAGAGACAGUGACUGGCAAAGCAGACAUCUAUUCUUUUGCCAUCACUCUCUGGCAAAUGGUCACAAAGGAAAUGCCUUAUUCUGGUGACCACCAAUACAUACUGUAUGCGGUGGUGGCCUAUAACCUCCGGCCACCACUCACAUUCUCUGUCUUCACUGACUCCAUACCUGGCCGAAGAUUGGAACGUAUUAUCCGAUGCUGCUGGACCGCUGACACAUUGGUCAGACCCAGCUCAGACUUGCUCCUGGGCGAUCUUAAUUCCUUGCACGCUUACUUGGCAGACUUGAAUGCUAGAAGUUAA